UACCGGCAACCACGCCCGACCGACCUGUAACGGACUGCACCCGCUGACGAACGCUGAUACCACCCAGCCUGCAGCUGGCAGAGGGAACGACAAAACGACCAAGCCCUAGCCUCCACGUGACGACUAUGACGAACAGAAUCUACAUCGGACACCUUUCCCCGCACACGCGGGACAGGGACCUCGACCGGGCGUUCGGCAGAUACGGCAGGAUCGAGAAAAUCGAUGUCCGGAUGGGAUUUGCCUUCAUCGAGUUCGAGGACCGCCGCGACGCCGAGGACGCUGUUGCCGAAAUGGACGGCCGCGAGUUCGACGGUGCGCGCAUCGUCGUCCAGCCCGGCCGCGGGCACCGCCCCAACGGCCCCAAGUUCGCUACCCGCCGCACGGAGCACCGCAUCACCGUGGAGGGCCUUGACUCCCACACCAGCUGGCAAGAUCUCAAGGACUUCGGGCGGCAGGCAGGCCAGGUGCUCUACAGCGAUGUAUUCUUCCGACAAGGCCGUCGCUGGGGGGUUGUGGAGUACGUGUCACGGGACGACAUGAAGGCGGCCAUCCGCACCCUUGACGACACACGACUCGGCGGGAAGUACAUCCGCGUGAGGGAGGAGAACAGCGGUCGCGACAGCCGCUCUCGCAGCCGCUCCCGCAGCCGCUCCCGCGACCGCCGCCGCUCCCGCAGCUACUCCCGCUCCCGCUCCCCGCCUGCCCGCCGGCGCGAGCGUUCGCCGUCGCCCGAUGACCGGGGACGGGGGCGGGGGCGCACCCGGGACUACAGCCGCAGCCGUAGCCGUUCUCCCGCCCGCCACAGCCGCAGUAGGAGCCGUCACUCUCGCUGAGACGAGUGAGAGAACAACGGACCGGGGAACGGACAUGAGAGCAGACAAGAGAGGAGAGGAAGAGGGAGACUCUCCGGAGACUGUUCGUCGUUUUCGAUCGUUCGGUUAUGUGAUCUCUUUCUCUCCUUUUAUUUUUGCUCUUUCUCCCUCGCCCCUUCUCUUCCUCUACGGUGGCUCUCUGUCUUGUCUUCUUUUCCUGCUUCAUGAUAUCUACUGUACCACAAACCUCUUUCGUCAGUUUUGGAUCCGUUUCUGAGGUGCUGGCGUAUUUCGGCAAAGGAUCGGUUACACACCACAGAAGCAUCAAUCGCGGCUCGAAGCUUGUGGGAGGGAAGAGAGGGGAAGAGGAAGCACUUGUUUGUUUGAGGAAGGCCGGUAAGUCGGCUUGUCCAUGACAUCCUCCGGACAACCUAGCGGAUCGGGCCGGCUCACCUCUGCCGCUUGGGUCCCAAUGAAUGAGGCCAGGCGCACGACCGGCAGUGCCUAGGAAGACGAUGGUGAAAAAUUUAGGCUCGAAGGACGGGAUGGACGUGUCUGGAUUGCAACGGACGAUUGAUGGCGGCGAGGUCAAAAAGCUAAAUUGGCGUAAGUGAAAUUCGUCGGAUGUUGUUUUCUGCCGCCCGUUGUUGCGACCCCGGUUGUUGUUCUUUUAUCUCGUGGAGUGUCGCGUUGGUCCGUUCAACAACUUUCAACGCGGUAAGAUCACAUGCGCUCCUUUCACCAAGUGCACCUUUUUUUUUUCUCUCAUCUGUGUCGCUUUUUGUUGCCGGCUCAAUUCGUGUGUGUUCAAAAAGUAUGUGGUUUUUUCGGAUUUGAUUGCCUGGACGGUCUGGACUGGUAUCUAUCUGGCUCCAAGUGGCCUGGGUCAUCAGGUUCCUCCUGGUUGCUGAUGAGGGGAAAGUCGAGAGAGGAGGGAGACGUGUGCGAUGAUCAAAAGAGCGAAGGGUGCACCGCUGUGGAGCAUGCUCGCUCGUGACAGGCCGGAUAUUUGUGGUAUGAGGAAUGAAGGGAGGCGUUAAAUGUCUAGCUCCGUCGCCCCCUCAUGUUUGUUUUAUUUUCAGGACCGCUUCCCUUGUCUACGCGGUGUGUAGUAAACCCGAAGUAGGGAACAGUUUCAUUUGUUCAAGGGUAGCCUCACAGGUGCUGCAUGGUUGUCAUGUAUAUGUUGCACGCUCGGGAAGAUAGCGUUUAGUUUGUUGAGAGAAACGCGAGCCCGAUGCCGUAAGAUGUUGCAUGCGCGUUGUUGUAGUACAACUGAGCAACGAUGGAGCGUUGCUGAACGACGCCAACACGUCACUUGAUAGUGGCGGGCAUAUCAUUGCACUGAUGCCAACUCGACCAACGAAGCGUUCGGACCUCUUGGCCCAUGUAGAGCGGCUGCAGAGGCAGCGGACGUGACCUCGCGCUCGUACACGAAAGACAACGCGUUAGUAAUCUACGAAGGGUGUCGCUGUGUUUUCGGUGGCGUACGCCGGGAUGGAAUGUCGCAUCAUCCCUCCACCCGCUGUCCCUGACUAUCACUCAUCAUGCGAUACGGGUUCAUGAGGCGGAGGAACGUUACAACAGGUGUUCCGGAUCUGGUCUGGUCUGGUCUGGUGUGUAGUUCGCCGUGGUUCUGGACGUCCUUCGCCAGGGCGAUCAUGGUGGCAGUAAUGUGCCACAUUUUGUCAACGGUGCAUGCCCUGGACCCUUAGCUCGACAAGUCCCACCAGUCUGGACUGAGAUCUGUGGUCUGUGGUCUGUGGUCUGGUUCUAUAUGGAAAUUUCGGGUUCUGGUCUCUGAUGAACUAACGAGAGCGAAACUGGGAAACUGGACUGGAUAUUUACCGGGUUUCUGGGCUGAAGGAAACAGGCGGUACGGGCAUUUAUUGCGCGUGGGGUUUAUUUUUCAAGUAAAUUUUAUCGAAUUUCCAAUGCAAAAUUGUACUUAGUCCAAUCAUUCACCGCUUUCAAGUUAUGAGCUUAUCACAUGAGCUUGAGGAUAGCGGCAACGGAGAUGUGGCACCACUCACCGCUCGUCCGUAGGUGCCGCUGCCAACCGUUCCUCUGCUGAUGGGUGGGCGGGUUACGGUCUCAGCUCACCCCGUGCCUUCCUUGUGAUGCCGUCGAAACACUUGCCUCCUUGUCACGCUGUUGCUCAGUUUGCUGGCCGUAUCCUGCGGUAGAGGCUGACGCACACCUAAGUUCGGGCUUGUGACACCCAUUUUUGGUUGAACGAGGAGAAAUUGGAGCACCUACCCUGCCCUUUCCUAUCAUCCGCAAGUAAAAGAAUGGUGCCCCCGAAUGCGCUGCGGCACAACGCCAAUCGGGUUUCACGGUUUUCCUGGAGAUGGCUUGACUGAACGUGCGCGCAUCACUUCAGACAGAAAGAUGUAUGUAUCCGCCCCUGCCAAACAUGGACUCACAGUAUAAACAGUUCGGAUGACUGAUGUUCCUUCUCCUGAUCCGCAUUUCUGUAGUACGGAAACACGAAAGUGGUGCGGAUACAGAGCUAUUCUCAGCACACGUACUGAUCGGCCAACUCUUUUUUUUGUAGGAAUGGAGGGUGUUCUGGACAUACUUGCAGAUUGUCGGGGGGCGGUAAGGGGAGUGAAACUUCUUUUGAAUGGGAUACACGCAUCAUUUGUGUUUCCUUGAAUCGCAGCGGAGGGGUAGAAACGAAAUUGCUUA
Messenger RNA from Ectocarpus sp. CCAP 1310/34, 3503 nucleotides. The record is from the annotation of a GenBank genome assembly. NCBI's taxonomy places the organism in Eukaryota, Phaeophyceae, Ectocarpales, Ectocarpaceae.